AUGGUUCACAUAUCCAGAGUCCGCAAGGACUCGGUUGCUUUCCCUCCUAAGCUCCUCAAUCGUGUCGACACCUUAGAUCUUGAGGAGCCACAGGACCAUGAUUUCUACUCUAGCGUCUAUGGUUCUCGAUUUGCGGCUGAGGAUCUGCCUACUGAUGAAAUGCCGGAGAAGGAGAUGCCCAAGGAGGUCGCUUAUCGAAUGAUCAAGGAUGAGCUCAGCCUGGACGGCAAUCCCAUGUUGAAGUACGUCCUGGCUGUCGUCAUUCUCUUCAUCUACCGUGUUAUCCUGGCUGACUUAGAUCAUGUUUAUAGUUUAGCGAGUUUCGUUACCACAUAUAUGGAAGAUGAAGCUGAAAAACUCAUGACCGAGUCAUUCAGCAAGAACUUCAUUGACUAUGAGGAAUACCCCCAGUCAGCCGACAUUCAGAACCGCUGUGUCAAUAUGAUUGCACGUCUCUUUCAUGCCCCCGUUGGUGAAGGUGAACACGAGCAUGACCACGCUAUGGGAACUUCUUGCAUCGGAUCUUCCGAGGCUAUUAUGCUAGGAACCCUCGCCAUGAAGAAACGCUGGCAGAAUCGCCGGAAGGCAGAGGGCAAAGAUUGCUCUCGCCCAAAUAUCAUUAUGAGCAGUGCCGUCCAAGUCUGCUGGGAAAAGGCCGCCAGAUACUUCGACAUCGAGGAGAAGUUCGUGUACUGUACUAACGAGAGAUAUGUUCUCGACCCUGAAGAAGCUGUUAAUCUGAUUGAUGAAAAUACCAUUGGUAUCUGCGUUAUUCUGGGAACCACUUAUACCGGUCAGUACGAGGACAUCAAGGCCGUCAAUGAUCUCCUUGUCGAGAAGAAAAUAGACUGCCCUAUCCACGUUGAUGCUGCUAGUGGUGGCUUUGUCGCCCCCUUUGUUAACCCAGGUCUUGAAUGGGAUUUCCGCCUUGAGAAGGUUGUGUCUAUUAAUGUAUCUGGACACAAAUAUGGCUUGGUCUACCCUGGCGUUGGAUGGAUAGUCUGGAGAUCCACAGAAUACCUCCCGCAAGAGCUGGUAUUUAACAUUAACUAUCUCGGUGCCAACCAGGCGAGCUUCACCCUCAACUUCUCCAAGGGUGCCUCCCAGGUCAUUGGCCAGUACUACCAAAUGAUCCGCCUCGGAAAGAGAGGAUACCGUGCUAUAAUGCUUAACCUUACUCGCACUGCAGACUAUCUCGCGGCCUCCCUCAAGGAACUUGGAUUCAUCAUAAUGAGCGAUGGCAAGGGGCGUGGUCUACCACUUGUGGCCUUCCGUCUCCCCCCAGAGACAGCCGAGAAGUAUGAUGAGUUCGCCAUCGCCCAUCAACUGCGUGAACGUGGCUGGGUUGUACCGGCCUAUACCAUGGCCCCUCAUAGCGAGAAGCUGAAGCUCAUGCGUAUCGUUGUUCGCGAGGACUUCAGUCGUAGUCGCUGUGACAGCUUGGUCAAUGACUUCAAGCUCGCUCUUGCCCAGUUAGAAGAGAUGGACAAGAAGGCACUGGAGAAGUACCGCGAGUAA
Messenger RNA from Trichophyton benhamiae CBS 112371, 1518 nucleotides. Its product is annotated as glutamate decarboxylase. Gene Ontology annotation, biological process: L-glutamate catabolic process. Gene Ontology annotation, cellular component: cytosol. Gene Ontology annotation, molecular function: pyridoxal phosphate binding; glutamate decarboxylase activity. The coding region runs from base 1 to 1518 and encodes 505 amino acids. The record is from RefSeq and is a predicted model, not a curated record. NCBI's taxonomy places the organism in Eukaryota, Fungi, Ascomycota, Eurotiomycetes, Onygenales, Arthrodermataceae. The transcript has 3 exons.